UGAGCAGAGGACUGCGGGGGGAGCUGAAAUGAAACGUCCGACCAGCAGCAGCAGCAGCGGAGAAGAAGACGGCGAUGAGGAGUGGAAGGCCGCCAUAAGUUCCGUCGCCGCGUCCGCCGACCCUUUUGCCGCCACCGGGACAUCAACCACCUCAUCCUCCGCCGCCGCCAACACCAUUUCCAACGGCUGCGCACUCGCAAGUGUUCCUGACCGCUCAAUCCCCAGAGACGAAGACGACGACCCAAACCACCACAGGAUUAAAGCCCGACUCCCAAAGCAUUAUCUAAUUAAGGCACAGAAGCUUUUGGAUGAGAUAGUGGAGAAGAACAUAGAGAUGGUGAGAGCUCCCGUUGAUAUUCCUGAUAAUGAUGAUGCAGUGCCAGAUGAAGGUGGAAUUCGGCUGUUCAAAAACGCUCCCUUUGGGAUUGUGUUCGAUCAUAUUGAUGAGCUCAAGGGACCGAGGAAGAAACCAAGAAUUCUUCCUGGGGAAAAGAUCGACGAGAAGUCUAAGAAGUUCAAAAGGCAAGUCGAAUCUGUUGUGGUUGAUGGGUUCGAUGUAAUUUCUAUUGCAAAAGCUGCAAGAGAAAGGUCAUUAGCUCGAUUAGAAGCCAAAGAUGCGCGGGCAAAAGCAGCUGCAAGAAGGGAGGAAGAAAGGGUUGCGGAACUUAAGAAAAUUCGGGGUGAGAGAUGGCUCCCUUCGAUGGCCAAGGAAAUGCAACCGAAGCCUCAAAGAAAAUGAAGAUUAAAUUAGAAACGUUGUUAGCUGCAUAACCAGGCAUCUCCCGAAAAAUUUUGCUUCUAAUUAUUCGUUCUCUGAGUUUUUGACGAUUCACUUGGUUAAAUGAAAACUGAAAUUAGAGCCUCGAUCAGAUUGUAACCAUCCUUCAUGUAAUUAUUGGAUACUUAGUUGUUCAUGAUCGGACUUGAGAAA
Punica granatum (pomegranate) is the source of this 931-nucleotide messenger RNA. Lineage: Eukaryota; Viridiplantae; Streptophyta; Magnoliopsida; Myrtales; Lythraceae. The record is from RefSeq and is a predicted model, not a curated record.